This is a messenger RNA of Auanema sp. JU1783, 1068 nucleotides long. The record is from the annotation of a GenBank genome assembly. NCBI's taxonomy places the organism in Eukaryota, Metazoa, Nematoda, Chromadorea, Rhabditida, Rhabditidae.
AUGGGGUCAGGGGCAUCAGUCUCUGAUAAGAAAUAUUUAGCCGAACAAGAGGCUAAAGCUCGUCAAAUUGACCGAGAGCUCCAACUAGAACGAAGGAAAAAAAUAUUAAAACUUCUCUUAUUAGGUCCUGGAGAAUCCGGAAAGAGUACAACAUUGAAACAAAUCAGGAUUAUACACGAUCAGGGCUUUUCGGAAGAAGAAAGAAAAGCCAAAAAAGAAAUUAUUUAUGCAAAUUUAUUGGGUGGGGUUUCUGAUGUCAUUACUUAUAUGGAAAGCAACGACGUCAAUUAUCAAAUUCCAAAUUCCAAAGAUUAUUCAAAAGUGAUUCGAAAAUUUUGCGAUGAAAGGCGAACAGACAUGGAAUUAACAAACGAUAUGUUUGAUGCCAUUGAAAGAAUACUCAUAGAUCCAGCAUUACAGCAAACUCUUGUGACGAAUCCAGAAAUAGCUGAUGAUAGCACAAGAUACUUUUUCCAAAAUUUCGACCGAAUACGCGAAAAGGACUACAUUCCGACACAGGAUGAUAUUUUGAAAAGCCGAGUACCAACCUCUGGUGUCGUUCAAUUUUCGUUCCUUAUCAAAACAUUCACGUUUCGUGUAUUUGACGUAGGCGGGCAGAAAGCUCAACGUAGAAAAUGGAUUCAUAUUUUUGAUGAUGUUCAUGCUGUGCUUUUCAUUACUUCCCUGUCAGAGUAUAAUCAACAGUUAGCAGAAGAUAAUACCAUUAAUCGAAUGCUCGACUCCAUUGACUUGUUUGACCAAAUAUGUAACAACGAAUGGUUCUGCAACACAGCCAUGAUACUGUUUCUGAACAAAAUUGAUUUGUUUGCGGAAAAAAUACAGCUUUUCCCAAUAACUGUUGCUCUGAAGAAUUAUAAAGGUAAACAGGAAUAUAGGCCGUCGCUUGAUUACAUCACUAAGAAGUUCAAACAAGCGAACAAGAAUUCCAAAAGAAGUAUUUAUAUCCAUGAAACAUGUGCAACCGACACGCAGCAGAUUCAGAUAGUUAUCAAUAGUGUGAUUGAUGUUGUCAUCCAACAAACCAUGCAGAAAGUUGGUAUUCAGUGA